Messenger RNA from Dictyostelium purpureum, 2241 nucleotides. RefSeq lists its product as uncharacterized. The coding region runs from base 1 to 2241 and encodes 746 amino acids. The record is from RefSeq and is a predicted model, not a curated record. NCBI's taxonomy places the organism in Eukaryota, Evosea, Eumycetozoa, Dictyosteliales, Dictyosteliaceae. The transcript is spliced from 2 exons.
AUGUAUAAUAAUAAUAAUAAAAGAAAAAUAAAUAGUGUUGAAAACAGUAACGAUAUAGAUGAUAAUAAUGAUAAUAAUGAAAAUAAUGAUAUAAAUGAUAUAAAUAAUAAUGUCGAUUUCUGCAUUAAUAAAUAUAAAAAAGUCAAAUAUGAAGAAAUUGAAACCUCAGAAUUAAAUAUCAUUGCAAAAUCAUUAGAUUUAGAAUUUAUAAACCUAAGUAAAAAAGAUAUUUACGAUAGAGUUGGUGAAAUAUUACAAAUUAAAGAAAAUAUUUUAAAAGAAAGCAAUAUAAACUCAUUCAAUAAGGAACAACCCAAAUUAUUAAACUUAGAAAUCGAUGCAUUAGAACAUUUAUUCUGGCGUGUAAUAAGAAACAAAGCAAUAUUCAAGAAAAUUUUUUCAAAUUUUAUUUUCAGUCAUAUAAAAACGUAUAAUCAAAUUUAUCACAUUAGCCAUAUAUUUUACCGUUUCAGUAAUGCAGAGGCAAUUAUUAAAGAUAAAAUCAAAAGUAAUAGCUAUUUAUCACUUGAUGUAAUCAAUACGGGUAAUCCCAUCUUCUCAAUUAUAAACAAAGAUAAUCAAGAGAAUAGACAAUUUUAUAGAACUUUUUUUGAAAUCUAUUCAAAACAUUUUACCCUAGACAAGCAUCUAACUUUAAAUAUGUUAUUAUCACAUUCAAAUAUUGCAGCAUUAACAGUAUUUUUAGAUUAUUCUCAAACUAUUUUAGAUCUAACAAAUGAAAAUAUAGAUAUUUUACCAAUCGGUCUCCUUACUGCUCAAUCAUUCGAGUUUUAUGGUUUCCUUAAAGAGAAUUAUAAAGUUCCAUCAAAAUAUAACCCUUCAAUUUUACUAAAAAUUUUUAAAAAAAAUUUUAAAAUCAAUCAACUUUUUAAAGUUAUUAAAAUAAUAGUAAAUCAUUUUAAAGUUAACCAAAAAUAUUAUAUUAGUCCAAAAAAUAUUGAUUCAAUUAAAGAUCUAUUUACAAAAGAACAAUUAAAUUUCGAUAUUAUAAAAUUUAUAAAAAAUAUUAAUAAAGAAAAUUAUAAAAAUAACAAUAACAAUAACAAUAACAAUAAUAAUAAUAAUAAUAUGAAUAAAAUUAUUGAAAAUAAUAAUUUAAAAAAAAUAAUUCAAAACUUUAUAAAGCUAUUUUAUUCAAUUAAUCGAAAAAACAAACCAAUUAUAUAUUAUAUAUUAUUCAAAAAUAGAGAAAAAUCAAUAGGAAAAUCAAAACAAUUCUCUUUAAAAUAUUUGGAUUUUUACUCUGAUCUUAUCGUUUAUGGUAGUGAUACAAGAGGUAUUGAAGAAAGAUUUCAAUUUUAUUCAGAACAUUUGUUAUUUUUCAAAGAUGAAUCCAUAGAAAAAGAAAUUUUUCAUUUGUUUGUAAAAAGUGGCCAAGUUGAAUUAAUUGACAUGAUUUUGAAGGCAAAUUUAGUACAGAUUAGUGCUCAUGGUAUAUUGGCAUCUGCUAAACAUACACAAACACUAGAUUACUUUUUUAAAAACCAUCAAGAUCAUUUAUACCAAAAUAGGAAUCAAUAUUGGGUGUCAAUUGCAAAUAAAGAUCAAUUAGAAUAUUAUGAAAAUCAAAUAGAGUCACUUGGAAGAAAAUUAUUAAUAGAUAAAAUCAAUUCAAGUUUCCUUAAUUCACCAAAAACAUUAAAAUUUUUAUUAAGAGCCCUCAACAAACCAAAUCUUUAUGAAAUCUCAGAAAUGUGUGAUAUUUUAGAAUCGUAUAAACAAUGUAUCAAUACAUACCUACUUCUAAAAAAAAAACAAGAACCUAUAAUAGAGCUAUUUAAAACUUCAAAAUCCAAAUAUUUUAGUCUUUUGUUCCUAGAUGGUCAUCCAAAUGAAUACCAAAAAAUAGCCUAUUGGAUUUUUAAUAAUUGCUCAGAUAUAAAUAUUGGAGAGGGUACUAUAGAACUUAAUGUGGCAACUGGUAGAGAUAAAUCAAUCAGGUUUCAACUCUCCCGCCAAUUAUUUUUAGUUUUUUUAAGAUUAUGUGGCCUUUACGAUCAAAUAUUUAAAUUAGAACAUCAAUAUGAUAUUUACUAUAACAUCCUUAUAAAGACAGAAAACUGCAACCUUGGCAUUAUUGAAGAGCUUUUAAAACACCAUUCCGACAAAUUAAGAAGCAUUCCUCCGGAAUUUAAUUUUAAUUAUUACUUUACAGGUUUUUUAAAAGAUUGCGCAGCAUUUGGUAAUCUUUCAGUAUUCAACUUUUUAGCUCUAAAAUAA